GAAAAGAGGAAGAAGAAGAAGAACCCGCAGGAAUCCCAAGAAGAAGAAACAGCAGUAUCGGCAGGUUUGGAUCAGGCAUGGGUUCGGCUGGCUGGACGGUCGGAGGAGGUUCUGGCUCGGUUCCGGGCGCAUGAGCUCGGUUCGGGUCCAGUUCGGCUGGUAUUUGUUGGAAUGUUUUGUUCUGAUUGUUGGACUCAGAGACGGACCGCCAGCAGGAUGCUAACUGCUAGCUGCAGCAGCGGGGUGGACCGGGCCAUGCGGCCGGAGGAACCGCGUCCUUUUAUGGACCGGAACCAGCGAACCCUGCUGCUAGAACGCUUCUAGACAGGAGGCACUCUGAUAGAUCUACAUCUAUGAGAUGAGGAGACAGCGGUCCAUUUGGACCACAGGACUGGUUCUGCCGAAGGUGAAGCCCUGCAUGGCUAACCAGCUGGAGCGCCCCCUGGAGGCUAGCCGGGUUAAGGUUAGCUCUAACCCUAACCGCCCCCUGGAGCCACCAAGGAGCAGCUGUGAGGUCAUCAGCGUUGUCAUGGUAACUAUAACCAUCCAGCGAAGUUCUGCUGCUUCAGCUCCAAUCAGAAGCAUCAGCCAAUGGGAGCACAGCUCCAGCAACCCGCUGACUCUGAUUGCAGGAGAUGGGAGCCAAUCAGAAGAGGGUCCAGGUGGAAUGACAUCAUCAUAUCACAGGUGGUUCUGCUGCAGACGCUUCGCCCACAGAGGGCAGCGGAUGUUCCGGUUCCGAUGCUGCCGUCCAUCCAGACUGCGGUUACCACGGCGAUCUGAGGUUCCGGUUCUGACUGGUUCUCCUCUGCAGGUUGCCGUGGCGAUGAGGAGGCGGGACAUCCAUCCUGUGGGUCGGUUCUGGAGAACCUCACACUGGAACCGGCUCCCUGUGGAUCAUUCAGAACCAGGCUGGGUUCUGACCCGCUUCAGUUCGUCUCCAGAACCGUGAUCCGGGCCUCUCCAGAACCCAUCACUGUAACCAUGUCGUGUUCCGGACAGGAACCCAAACACCAGAACCAAAGAACCCAUCCCUGGUUCUGUCAGCGGGUCCGGUUUGUUCUGGAGCGGUUCUGGGAUGCAGUGGAGCAGUUCUACAGCAUUCGGGUCAAACCAGAACCAGGAGAAGAUGAACCAGAACCAGGACAUGGCGUGGAGAUCCGCUCGUUUCCGCUCCUGAAGAAGCUGUCAGUCACACUCACUGACUGCAGGGCGUGGCUGAAGGGGCGGGACUUCCUCUGUCUGGGCGAGCGCCCCUGGCCCCAGCGCACCAACAGCGGCAGGAAGAUGGUGUACUGCCCCACCUGUCAGAGGGGCUUCUACAAGCAGGCCCACCUGGAGGCCCACCUGUGGAGCCAUCGAGGACAGAAACCCAACGAGUGCUGGCAGUGCGGGAAGACCUACCCCACCGUGAUGAGUCUGGCGGUUCACCAGCAGGUCCACGGCCGCAGCCAGCCCUACCGCUGCUCCUACUGCGACCGCACCUUCGCCCUGAAGAGGGACUGGAAGACCCACCACCGCACCCACUCCGGGACCAGGCCCUUCCGCUGCUGGUUCUGUGGGGAUGGCUUCAGCGAGCAGGACCAGCUGGACCGGCACCUGGAGCUCCACAAGGACGAGCGGUCCUACCACUGCGAGCUCUGCGACAAGAUGUUCGUGUCCUACCAGGGCUUCAACUUCCACCGCAAGUCCCACAAGAAGUCCAAGCGAGUGCCCUGCCUGCAGUGCUCCAAGACCUUCAGCAACCCCCAGAGCCUGAAGGUCCACCAGGCCACGCACUCCAGCCGCAAGCCGCACACCUGCCCCACCUGCGGGAAGGGCUUCAAGCUGCACGGCGGCCUGCGCAGCCACCAGCGCGUCCACGGCGGCCUGAAGGAGUACCGCUGCUCUGAGUGCAGCAAGUGCUUCUCCAGCCUGCAGGGCCUGAAGCUGCACCACCGCACCCACACCGGCCUGAAACCCUACGCCUGCUCCCACUGCGGGAAGAGGUUCACCCAGGCGCCGCACCUCAAGUCGCACAUGGUCACCCACACGGGCGAGCGCCCCUUCCUCUGCACCACCUGCGGCAAACGCUUCACCCAGUCGUCCCACCUGCGCUCCCACUUCAAGCUCUUCCACCUGGGAGAGAAGCCCUUCAGCUGCGCCGACUGCGGGAAGAGCUUCACCAUUGCGCACUACCUGAAGAUGCAUCGUCUGAGCCACACCAAGGAGAAACUCUACCACUGCUCCUACUGCCACAAGGCCUUCUCCUACCACAACUCCUGGAGGGCCCAUGAGCGGAUCCACACCGGCGAGCGCCCCUUCCGCUGCCGGGACUGCGGCCGCACCUUCGUCACGUCCGGCUCGCUGCUGGGCCACCGCCGGGCCGUCCACACCGGCGAGAAGAACCACUACUGCAUCACCUGCGGCCGCUUCUUCUUCACCAGCUCGCUGCUGCGGGUCCACCAGCUGGACCACACCGGCGAGCGGCCGCACGCCUGCAGCUGCGGCAAGACCUUCAAGACCAAAGGAGUCCUCCGCUUCCACCUGAAGAGGUUCACCCAGCACCAGCCGGCGCGCUAGGCCGUCCUCCCUCUGCCACCGCCGCAGCAGGUAGGGACCUGGGACGGCUGGGCCGCAGCUGCGACCCGCUGCCAUGACCCGCCGCUGUGACC
Molecule: messenger RNA, 2654 nt
Organism: Cyprinodon variegatus (sheepshead minnow)
Lineage: Eukaryota; Metazoa; Chordata; Actinopteri; Cyprinodontiformes; Cyprinodontidae
Product: zinc finger protein 664-like
Exons: 6
Coding region: 985-2562 (525 amino acids)
Biological process (GO): regulation of transcription by RNA polymerase II
Cellular component (GO): nucleus
Molecular function (GO): RNA polymerase II transcription regulatory region sequence-specific DNA binding; DNA-binding transcription factor activity, RNA polymerase II-specific
Source: RefSeq, a predicted model, not a curated record